Cucurbitaria berberidis CBS 394.84 is the source of this 1531-nucleotide messenger RNA. RefSeq lists its product as uncharacterized. The record is from RefSeq and is a predicted model, not a curated record. NCBI's taxonomy places the organism in Eukaryota, Fungi, Ascomycota, Dothideomycetes, Pleosporales, Cucurbitariaceae. The transcript has a single exon. The coding region runs from base 298 to 1464 and encodes 388 amino acids.
UUCUGUACUUGUUGGAACUUCCCAUGCCGAAGACGUCCCAGUAUUCGGAUCCCAUUCGAGAAUGCAUUGUUAGGACUGCGACAAAUGCUUGAGACAUGGCCCUGAUGAGACUACACGACUGUCGGAGGUUCCAUAGGGAUGACUCAGUUUCCGUUUCCAUGGCUGUCUUUGAUCUUUAAUAGCAAACUUUUCUAGCGUAUAAGUAUCACAUUCUGCUCGCGGGACUGAGAAACUCUUCACACAUAUUCACGCAAAUCUCCUCAAUCAACAUCAUCAAGUCAUCGAUCACCAACCAGCAUGGCACGAACAAAGCCGAACACGGCGAGAGAUGCGAGUGGACGAGCGGCUCCCAAGGCCAAAACGACCCCACGAGCUGCGGUGAAGAAGGUGAAUGCGAGAGCAAGAGCGAAGGCAAGGGAACCCACGCCAACCAAAUAUCCCAUUCGCAGGUUUCUCGCACAGCGCACGGCUCGAGAUGGAACAGUCCAGUAUCUCGUAGACUGGCAACCAGGAUGGGAAUCGCAAGACAACCUUGAGGGAGCACACGUCCAGGCUAAGGAUUGGGAAGAGGUCAAGCAGGAGAAGCAAACCAUCCAAUUCAACGGCGCCACGGUAAUGAAGUGUACCAACCAGACGGAAGACAACUCCCCGGAGAACGUGAAGCUCAUGGUGCUUACUGUUGUCAACAAGUUCAAGAAGUACAUGGCAAAAGACGCGGCUACGCUCGCUAGGGAGCUGUUCAGAGACGACGAUUGGGUAUUUGGAAGUACAAGGCAUGAUGAAGAUGCUGCAACCCUGGCCACGCAACAGCGCGACUCCAAACCGAGUGCGGCAGAGGUGUUGCGUCGUACAUACCUGGAGAUGCGAGCCCUAGGCCAGCACGAGUUCGUACAAGCCGACCUGCACUACGGCGCCAUCAAAGUCAGAUACAUCGGCCAGGUCGACACCUCCAUCAAGUCCAACCGCGACAGGCUGAUGAAGACCCGCAGCGCCUCUACCGUCCUGCAGUACCUCUUCCCCUUGUUCGACCGCGAACUAUCCACCAUGAGCCCUUCAACCUGGAAAAACGAGACGACACACAAGUACGCCGUACCGAUCAGCAGGGCAGUCGAGCGAUUCGCAACACACACGCCCUACCUGCUGACGCAAAUCUGGCCACUCUUCCUCACCCGCUUGUUCUUCACGUCGGACAACUUGACGAAGCUGUUCAAGAAGGUGGCUAUCGAGCUGAGAGAUGAGUGGGCUGAUGCGACGAGGGAUAUUCUUAUGAACACGUAUCAUGCUGAGUGCGAUUGGGAGAUGCGUCCGAUGGAUUGUGUGGAGCGCACGUACUUGCAGGCGAGAGACGAUAUGCAGUCGUGGGUGAAGAACAGGUAUGAUCGCGGUGGAUAUCUUGUCAGGGAGGGUGCAGAGAGGGAUGGCGAGAGCGAUAGGGAUGUGGAGAUGGAGGAAGUAGAUGAGUGAGGGCAUGAUGAUCGAGAUAGGAACAGGAAAGGUACGAAAGGGGCAUAUCAGAUUGGAGAUAUUUGAG